AUGUGGACCUCAAACGUCCUCUUACAGUAUAUUAAGCACAUUUAUGUGUGUCUGCUCCUGGUGCUGUACGUGAAUUGUACAGAAUGGAAUGGUUGUGUCGGUACAGAUCCCGUCCCAGAAUCUUCGAACUGCUACAAAAUUCUCUAUUCCGUUAUUGGAUACGAAGCUUGGAAGACCUGUAAACCUCUGAAAAGAGAAGAUAUAAAACGAGUGUUGGACCCUAAAUAUCACGGUGAAUACCACGCCGAAUUUACAUUUGGGCGUCUUCUGUGGAUGGGUGCCAUUGAAGAGUAUCCAGGUUCCAAAACCUACUUACGCUUCAACCAAAGAAGUAAAGAAUUGGAAAUAGAAAGAGACGCCGAAGAUAAUGCUUCAGAGAAGUGCCUAGCAUUGGACAUUGCCUCUCUCGAAGGUACGGGAUUAGUAAGGAGGAAUUGCAGCGAACAUCUGCCAAUGAUGUGUUACGUGCAAAGCAAGUACAUAGCUCAGGCCUACAAUGCGUCAGCACCCGAAGCAUGUAACAAGAGCAACGCUCUGUCUCUUCUACCGCUAACUGGCUGCUACGUGAUUAACAAAGGAUGUUAUAAUUACUCUGUGAUUGUUCGGGAACAAUGGUUCUUCCACAACCUCACAAACGUUAGGAGUGAUAUACCUGUGGUGAUCCUCCAAACGAAUUCAGAUCGUGGAAAAUUCGUGAAAGAAAAUGAGACGCUCGUAAAUGCCACUACUCUUUGUUACAUUGGGCAUGGUUCCUCAAGAAGUAUAAAAUUACGUCUAAAAAGAGUAACAAUUCCAGGAAAUAUAAAUGAUGAGAUCUCUAACACCUGCCCAGACACAACCAGCCCUGCAGGUCCUCCGCCAGGAACAACCAUCAAUCAUAACGCAUCAUGUCUGAAUUGUUUUCGAGAAGCACUACAUCCUUGCGUUCGAGAUUUCGACAAUUGCACAUCAUGUACGGAGGAGCAUUGUGGACCAUUUGGCAUAAACAUUUCUCUUUGGAGACAUGUUCACACCAAGGAUGGAAAUUUUGAAGAUUUUGUAGAUUUGCCGAAAGAUAAUAAAAUUGCGCGGUACUUUUGUGAAAAUUAUCCGAAUAAAAGAAGGUGGAUUGGCCCGGAAUACAUACCUCCGGAAAGUUCCUUUUAUUUGGCAAAAGAGUUGGAGAAGACAAUUGAAGAAUUACGCACUCUAAAGUACGUCACAGUCAAACUUCCUCGCAACGAGGUCUUGACUGCAAAGGACAUAGAGGAAAUAAUAUCAACAUUUAGCCACCUGUUUGAUCGAGUAGCUAAUGUGUCAUCCCUGCCGGAACUUCUGGAGUCAAUUUUAAUAAAAGCGCCGUUAAACGUGUCAUUCACAACGGCCAACCUCGCCGUCAGCAAGAACGAAGCCAUUGGAUUUCAAUUGAUUUCGGACAAACCACUGGAAGGAUUGGAAACAUUCGGAAAGAAUCCCAGACAAGUUCCUAUUUCCAGUCGAGACAGUAUUACAACAGAGAAGAUGGAGGCGGCGGUCAUUCUACCCAAGAUAAGCAAAGAAACUUCGGUGGUAGUAGUGACAUUUGCGAAAGGUUCUGAUUUCACAUCCUGUAAAGGGCCAGCAAACGCAAAAUCUCAGAAAGACAAUAGCACAGCCGCUUACAGAAUGUCUUUCGGUGGUACCAACCCAGUUCAUGAACCAACACUUCCGAACCAUACGGAAAGUGAAGAAAACGAAGAAUUUAAAUCAGAAAGCCACUGUUCGUACCACAAGGAUUUGGUGCGCGGCUGCAUCAACACCCACGUGGUGCAAGUUGGGCUCUUGGAUGGAAAUGGAUCAUACGUGCAACUGCCCCAAGGGGAAACUGUGGACAUUCUCUUGCGAACUAAAAUUAUGCCGAUGCUGGGGCAAACAAAGACGUGCGCGUAUUGGAAACCACAAGAG
Gryllus bimaculatus (two-spotted cricket) is the source of this 1923-nucleotide messenger RNA. NCBI's taxonomy places the organism in Eukaryota, Metazoa, Arthropoda, Insecta, Orthoptera, Gryllidae. The record is from the annotation of a GenBank genome assembly.